Sebastes umbrosus (honeycomb rockfish) is the source of this 3008-nucleotide messenger RNA. RefSeq names its product paired box 8 (gene pax8). Bases 709 to 2091 code for a protein of 460 amino acids. The record is from RefSeq and is a predicted model, not a curated record. NCBI's taxonomy places the organism in Eukaryota, Metazoa, Chordata, Actinopteri, Perciformes, Sebastidae. Gene Ontology annotation, molecular function: RNA polymerase II cis-regulatory region sequence-specific DNA binding; DNA-binding transcription factor activity, RNA polymerase II-specific. The transcript has 12 exons. Gene Ontology annotation, biological process: regulation of transcription by RNA polymerase II; anatomical structure development.
ACAUAUCUGGGGUCAAACUGCUGCUCAGGUGUAGUGUACCUGUAGUGACUGAUUGCAUGAAACCAGGCCCUGAAUAGUAGAGGUGACCGGCUGCACCAUAUAGGCCCUGUAUACUCAGUCUAAUUAAAGCGGUGCUGUCGCUGGAGGUGAAUGGAAAACAAGCCGUCUCCUUGACAAGUGUUUCCGUAUACAGUCGCUCAGUGGGUGUAAUGCCAUCACAACACACGGUCAGUCAUCCUGUCUUUUUUUUUUUUUUUUUUUUGCUAGAGGAGGAGUGCUCCUCUCUUUUCCAUAAAAGCACACCUCCUCCUUCCUCUCCUCCUCCUCCUCCUCCUCCUCUUCCUCCAAUAGCUGCAGGCCUCCGUCCUGCGCGCAGCCCCGGUUGGAUAAAACCUGGCAGCUCACACACAACACAACACAACACACCAGCAGACCAGCCUCCUCCAACACAGCCGGGACACACACACACUCACCGUGUAUUACACCACCAGAGAGUCCUCAUCAUCAUCAUUGUGGAUAAUAUCAGAAUAUCUGCUGGGGGACGUUUUUAUUUGCAGCUUCGUCGUUGAAAGCGCGUGGUCGACAGUGCGCUCAGGAGCACACUCAUGCCAGACGAGGCAGGACGGGGAGUAAAAACACUUUAACUGGGACAGCGUGGAGCCGACCGUCACGUUCAGCUGGUGGAGCGAGGACCAAAAACUCAGGGAAAUGUCCAACAACGGAAGAGGUCAUGGGGGUCUUAACCAACUAGGUGGAAUGUUUGUUAAUGGACGUCCACUCCCGGAGGUGAUCCGGCAACGCAUCGUGGACAUGGCCCACCAGGGGGUCCGGCCCUGCGACAUCUCCCGGCAGCUCAGAGUCAGCCACGGCUGCGUCAGCAAGAUCCUGGGACGCUACUACGAGACAGGCAGCAUCAAGCCCGGCGUGAUCGGCGGCUCUAAGCCCAAAGUGGCCACCCCGAAGGUGGUGGAUAAGAUCGCAGAGUACAAGAGGCAGAAUCCCACCAUGUUCGCCUGGGAAAUCAGGGACAGGCUGCUGGCGGAGGGGGUGUGUGACAGCGACACGGUGCCCAGCGUGAGCUCCAUUAACAGAAUAAUUCGAACAAAGGUCCAACAGCCGUUCAAUCUGCCUCUGGAUGGAAAAUGCCUGAGUCCAGGACAAACCUUGAUCCCGAGUUCAGCGGUCACCCCUCCCGAGUCUCCACAGUCUGACUCUCUUGGCUCCACCUACUCCAUCAGCGGCUUGUUGGGGAUCCCCCAACCCAGCGCCGAGGGCAAGAGGAGCCAUGAUGACAGUGAUCAGGAGAGUUGUCGGCACAGCGUGGACUCUCAGGGCAGCGGAGGUGUCCCGAGGAAACAGAUGAGAGUGGAUCACUUCUCCGCAGCCUCGCAACAUCUGGACUGUGGGUUCGAUCGUCACCACUAUCCCCCGGACUCAUUCGGCUCCGCCUCCAGCAGCAAGACGGAGCAGACUUUGUACCCGCUGUCCCUCAUCAAUGGCAGUCUAGACGAGGCCAAGACCAGCCUCUCAACAUCCAGCUCCGCCAUUGGACGGAAUCUGACGGCGCACCAGGGCUACGCCAUGGUGACCGAGCCCCUACAGCCCCUGCCGCUCUGUCUAAAACAGGAAAUGUCCCCAGAAGUGACCAGCACGAGCCCCUCCCCAAACAUGGCGGCGUCCAACAUGGCGUUCGUGGAGCUGCAGGCGCUGCAGAAGCCCAUUUCUGUCAGCAGCAGCUGCAGCCACUCCAACCAUUUCCCCAACGCCUUCAACUCAUUCUCCCAUCAUGCACCGGUGUACGGGCAGUUCAGCAGUCAGUCUAUCAUCUCAGGGCGUGACAUGGUGAGCUCCACCCUGCCGGGUUACCCACCUCACAUCCCCUCCGCUGCCCAGUCAGGGUACUCCUCCUCGGCCAUCACGGGCAUGGUAGCAGCAGGAACAGACUACUCGGGUCAGACCUACAGCCAUUCACCCUACACCUACAGCGAAGCCUGGAGGUUCACCAACUCCAGCAUACUGGGUUCACCCUAUUACUACAGCACGGCCUCCCGCACCGCUCCACCGUCUUCAGCCGCCUACGACCACCUCUAGUACCCCCCCACUGACUCCACCCGGACCAGGACUGGAGGACUCAUCAUCAGCUUGAUUACGGACCAAGGCAUGAAAGUCAAAACUGGAUGUGAACUUGAGACUUUACACUUUUUUUUUUUUUUUUUUUACCACACCUACUCAUGUGUUAUUUAUUUGUCAUUACUGAUACCGUUGCCCAGGGUGACUCAUGCACGUUUACACAUUGCUAAAACUCCUGUUUCCAGAGCCUGACGUCUCACAUUAAGGUGCAUACUUUCAGUAUGGAGCUCUUUAACGCUGUUUGGGCCAAAGACCUUUCUUUUCCUCGCACAUCUGCAACGUGACACCACUGCUCCAGUGAUAUGCAACCCCUUUCUACUGAACUAUGCCUGCUUUUGUUUACAAUUCUUUCUGUCCUAUCAUCACAAAUUGAUUACUUUUUCUUGAUCUGCUUGCAAAUUAAUUUCUAUGACUUGUUUUCACUGUAAAUUCAGAGCAUUUUUCCUGUAGUGAAAAGGGUGACACAUUCAAUCACAAUUACAACAAAAUGCCCACAUAUGCCCCUCAAAGACAAUUAAUGUAUUUGUCUAGCAAUAUGUACAUAUUGUAAAUGAUUAAUUACUGAAUGGGGAAGUGAUGCAAUUUGACUCAGAGAAGAUGAUGAGGGAGGGGGAUGAUGGUGAUUUGGCUACAAAAACCAACAAGGCUUGAAAUACAUUUGUUUUGCUUCAGAUAAAUUUAGUUUGUUGUCAUGCUGAUGUUCUGAUGUUUGGUAAGAACUGUGACUAUUUUUUCUUAUACUGUUAUUAAUAUUAUUGCAGAUGUAAAUAAUGAAUUUCUAAAGAAUUAUUUUAAUUAAAGCAUGACAAAUUUACUGUUGUUUUUACUGUUGUCUUUUUUUAAAGGGUGUCUUUGAUUUUUUCCAAACUAUAAGAUAA